Molecule: messenger RNA, 1716 nt
Organism: Liolophura sinensis
Lineage: Eukaryota; Metazoa; Mollusca; Polyplacophora; Chitonida; Chitonidae
Product: excitatory amino acid transporter 1-like
Exons: 8
Coding region: 1-1716 (571 amino acids)
Biological process (GO): L-glutamate transmembrane transport
Cellular component (GO): plasma membrane
Molecular function (GO): glutamate:sodium symporter activity; neutral L-amino acid transmembrane transporter activity; L-glutamate transmembrane transporter activity
Source: RefSeq, a predicted model, not a curated record
AUGGAGAAGGGAGAAAAUUCAGAAAGACCAGACGGUCCACAGAAUGAUACGAACACGAGUAACAAAGGAAACGCUCACAUCACUGUACCGAUUCCAGAUGAAUACCUGGGACAAAGUCGCGCCAAACAGUGCGCAACAAAAUGUCUGCGAGGAUCAAAAGAAAACUUGAUCUUGAUCUUGCUACUAAGUGCUGUGAUCGCGGGUGUGUCCUUGGGAUUUAUCAUCCGGGCGGCGCGGGCCGAGGGGUACAGCAAACGUGAUAUCAUGUACAUUACGUUCCCUGGAGAACUGCUGAUGAGGAUGUUAAAAAUGCUGAUUCUACCUUUGAUAGUCUCUAGUCUAAUCGCCGGCAUUGCCGGACUGGACGCGAAGACAUGCGGACGGAUGGGACUUCGAACCAUGGCAUAUUUCGCCACCACAACUAUGAUGGCUGUCAUCCUCGGUAUCAUCCUCACCGUCACCAUUCAGCCCGGGGGUGGGGCAAGCAGGGACGAGAUUCCACGCUACGGGACACCGAAAAAAGUCCACCCUGUUGACACCUUUCUCGACUUAAUCAGAAACCUCUUUCCAAGCAACCUGAUCGUCGCCUGUUUCGAUUCGUUUAGGACGUCACAAAAGAUUGCCGACGUUGAGGAUUCGCCAGCAACCUCACAAGAUAUGACCACGUCGUCCGUUGAUCUGAACUUUACGUCAACUACUCCAGUCACGACGAAAAUGGUAUACGACAUCAUCAGAAACUUGACGGCAAACAUGACGAAUACGACGUUUGAGGAACCCAAAAAACAGGAACUGGUACCCUACCCGGAUCACACCGGAAGUACAAAUGUCCUUGGCCUCGUGGUUUUCUCCAUCUUCAUGGGAAUCAUCAUCGGCCGGAUGGAAGAGAAAGGAAAGCCAAUCUUGGACUUCUGUAUAGCUCUCUCCGAAGCCACAAUGAAACUUUUCGUCAUCUUCAUCUGGUAUUCUCCAGUAGGAAUUGCCUUCCUCAUUGCUGGGAAAAUUGUGAGCAUGGAGGAUUUCGGUGUCCUUCUUGGGAAAGUCGGCCUGUACUUCUCCACCGUGAUAUGCGGACUGGCCAUUCACGGCUCCAUUAUUCUGCCCUCUAUCUAUUUUCUGUGUACCCGGAAAAACCCGUACAAAUUUGUUCUGGGCAUUCUGCAAGCUUUGGCCACCGCCUUUGGCACAUCAUCAAGUUCGGCAACACUUCCGAUAACUCUUCAUUGUUUGGAGGUUAAUAAUGGGAUAGAUCCCCGUGUCAGCUCAUUUGUCAUCCCCGUAGGAGCGACCAUAAACAUGGAUGGUACAGCAUUAUACGAAGCAGUGGCAGCCUUAUUUAUUGCGCAAGUCAACGGCAUGGCGAUGGGUUUUGGUGAAGUCGUAACUAUUAGUAUCACGGCGACUGCUGCUUCAAUAGGCGCUGCUGGCGUGCCGCAGGCGGGGCUUGUUACCAUGGUGAUCGUGCUCUCGGCUGUCGGAUUGCCAACAGAGGACAUGACGCUGAUUCUUGUUGUCGAUUGGUUCCUGGAUCGCUUCCGGACUAUGACGAAUGUGCUCGGUGAUAGCCUCGGGGCUGGCAUCGUCCAUCAUCUUUCCAAGGAAGAGCUGGCACCGAUUAAUGCUGAUAACAUGCCCCGUGCAUCGUUCUGCGCAGGCGUACAGGCGGAGAAAGGUAAACAGAAUCAUCCUGAUGGUUCAUCUAACGCCACACCUGUGUGA